CGACCGAACCCGCACAUCAUACACAUUCACCGUUAUACAGGUAUCCCCCAACGUCACUACCGUGGCGAAAAGUUAAAUUAGUUGUUUAUGCUGGGAUUUUAAGGGAACUUACGUGGACUCGGUAGGGUCUAAAAGGUAAAAAUGAGAGGGAGGAUGAUUAAGACGAAGGAUGUCUUGGGGUUCGAGUCGAGCUGGACGUACUGGACGCUGUUUUUUCUCUGCGCUCUCGUGCCGCUCCCAGUGCGCGCAGAUAUCACUUGCGCCUCGUGCUUCGCACCAAUACGUCGGACAGCUUUUGUCAGCCGUGAUUUUGGAAGUGCACCGGGCGGCAGUACUGAUAGAAAUUGGAAAUGGAGACUUGAUGGAGCUCAACUUUCCCACGAAGCGCACAAAAAAUCUCCUUUCGUGUCUUGGAGAGAGAAACUGCAGAACGCGCACAUAUCCAGAGCGGAACGGACGAGCCCAGCUGAAGAAAAAGACGGAAAAGUUUAUCCAACAUGGUCUCCAGAGGAAACCAAAGUGAACAGGAGAGAAAAGCGCAGUCUGUUUCCGUCUGACAGCGCGGCCGGUUCUCGGUUCGAGUUCAGGCGUACCGGAGGAGUUGACGGUACUGGGAAGAGCCCGAGGCAGAAUGAGCCACACCUGAUCACGUCCACCUUUGCGUUGUCCGCAGAUUCGGCUCAUAAUCAGGCCAUGGUGCUGUGGUCCGGACACAACAGCAGCGUGAUCCUGAUUUUGACAAAACUGUUCGACUUUAACCUGGGAACUGUGACGGAGAGUUCGCUCUGGAGGUCAGUAGAUUUUGGGACAACAUAUGAGAAGCUGACGGAUAAAGUGAUGAUCAGAACAAUGCUGAGCUAUCUGUACGUCUGUCCGACCAAUAAGAGGAAGAUCCUGAUUUUAUCUGAUCCGGAGGUGGAAAGUAGUUUACUUAUCAGUUCUGAUGAAGGAGCCACUUUCCAAAAGUUCAAUAUUAACUUCUAUAUCAUGAGUCUUCUGUUUCACCCUACUCAGGAGAAUUGGAUUCUGGCCUAUAGCCAUGAUCAGAGGCUUUAUAGCUCAUUGGACUUCGGUAAAAAGUGGAUUCUUGUUCAUGAGAGAAUAACUCCGGGGCGAUUCUACUGGGCACUGAGUGGUCUGGAUAAAGAGGCAGACCUGGUGCACAUCGAGGCUCGAACUGACAGUGGACAAAUGCAGUACAUUACGUGCCGAGCACAAAAGUGUUCAGAGGAGGGUAGGCAGUAUCCAUUCAGCGGCCGAAUUGACACCAACUCGCUCGUAGUGCAGGACCAAUACAUCUUCUUACAGUUAACCACAGCAGGAAGAACUACGUACUUUGUGUCCUAUCAGCGAGGGCCCUUCAGGAACAUACAGCUCCCUAAAUACUGUCUACCCAAAGACAUGCACAUUGUCAGUACAGAUGAGGGGCAAGUGCUGGCAGCAGUGCAGGAGUGGAACGAAAAUGACACCUAUAGUCUGUACAUCUCUGACAAACCUGGAGUUUACUUCACCCGCUCACUCCCAAACCUCCAUACCUUCCGCAGUCUUGCAGGAAACCUCAUUGUGGAUGUCUACAAGGUGGCGGGUGUUAGUGGACUGAUCAUAGCCAAUAAGAAAGAAGACGCACAGAUGAGAACGUAUAUCACCUACAACAAAGGCCAGACAUGGAGCUUACUACAGCCUCCAGCGAAAGACACCACAGGACAUGACACCAACUGCAACCUGCCCUCGUGCUCCUUACACCUUCUCCUGCAGAUGUCUGAAAACCCCUACACACCUGACACUAUCUCCACCAAACACUCUGCUCCAGGGAUUAUAGUGGCCACAGGUAGUCAGCAGUCCCUAAGCACGUGCAGCAGCAGCAUCCCCGGAGUCCGGGAAGGCGUUUUAUUUACUUUGAGGGUGCUGUUGGCCUACUUGGUCUGGUUUUUGGACCAUGGAGGGGCUUUAUUAGCGGUUACACAAUCUGCUGUACCAACACGUCAUUUAUGGAUUAGUUUGGAUGAAGGCCGGCAGUGGGACAAACUCAGCUUUUCGUCUACACCCCUAUUUGUUGAUGGGGUUUUGAUGACUCCAGAGACUGAGAAUCACAUCGUUACAUUCUUCGGGCACUUUAAUUACCACUCCGACUGGCAGCUGAUAAAGAUUGACUACAGCUCCCUGUUUGGGCGGAAAUGCACAGACGGAGACUUUCAGACAUGGCACCUGCAUAACAAGGGUGAGGUGUGUGUGAUGGGAGAGAGACAGGUGUAUAUGAAGAGGAAGCCUGGCACACGUUGCACUCUGGGUCAGGAAUAUUCUCGAGUUGUUUCAGCUGAGCCCUGCAUCUGCACCCUCUAUGACUUUGAGUGUGAUUAUGGGUUUGAGAGACAGGCCAGUGGAAAAUGUGCACCUGCAUUCUGGUAUGAUGUCAAUUUACCAGCACACACCUGCAGCCAUGGACAGCGCUACCGCAACAGCACAGGGUACAGGCAAGUGCUGUUGAAUAACUGUAGAGAGGGUCUGAAGUAUACACUAAGUCCCAAAAUGCAACAGUGUAAACCCAUAGCACCCAGUGGCCUACAGCUGAGCACCAUCAACUCUCAGCUCACUGCUGUACUGGGAACCAACAUCACCUUCAGAGUAGCAUUGCAAAAUGGUGACUCACUGUCUACAAGUCUCCAUGUGGACUUUGGUGAUGGCAUCUUGGUGUCAUACUCCAAUAUAAGUCGCCUUGGUGACAGCAUCACACACAUGUACAGGGUCGCUGGGAUAUUCAGGGUCACUGCACGUGCUCAGAACAGUCAGGGGUCAGACAGCAGCUUGCUCUGUCUGCACAUCACUAGUCCCGUGGAGCGUAUCUUUCUUUCAGCACCGGUGGUCGUCAUCAGAGGAAACGAGGCCAACUUGACAGCAGUGCUGUGGCCCAGUCAGCCCAGGACCGCUACUUUCUACUGGUGGUUCAGUAACAGCACAGAGCCGCUGAUAACACUGGAAGGGAGUAUUUCACACACAUUCACACAAGAGGGACCGAACUCUGUCACAGUACAGGUGUCAGCAGGAGGCACAGUCCUACAGGAUGUGAAAAUCAUCACUGUCAAAGAUUUCUUCCGUUCUUUACUGCUGUCGUUCUCUCUUAACCUGGAAGAGCACAACCCAUCCAUUGCCGAAUGGAGACAGGACGUGGGGCGCGUUGUCAGGGCAACACUCUCUCAGGUUUGUGGCUUCCCUGAGGACCAGCUGUUGGUCUCUGUGUUUCCUGGAUCUCCAACUGCCGCUGAGCUCUUUAUCCUACCCGAGACAAACCAGUCAGCAUUCAGAUCACACACAGAGGAACAGCUUGAUAAGAUGUCGGAGGUCUUCAUGAACGCUUUAAAUCAGAACCUGAUCCAGUUUGAUCUGAAGCCUGACACGCGGGUCACAGUGUCUGUGUCUCAGCUCACACUGGCACCUCUGGUGGACUCCAGUGUUCUCCCCAGUGGCUCUGCCAUGCUGUUACUGGUUUCUCUGGGUCUGGUGGGAUUGGCCAUUGUCUUCAUCUACAAGUUCAAACGUAAAAUCCCAUGGAUCCAUGUGGAGACAGAGGACACCCAUGAGAAGGAGCCCGAGAUGAUCAGUGCUGUCGGACAGGAGAAGAAUGGCACACGUACAACAGCCACUUCAUUCACAACAUGCAACGCACACACAACACAAACACCAUUUGCCUCCAACACCGGAACACACAACAACUUCAGCCAUCUGCCACCUCCAAGAGAACUGAUAGAGAAGGAGCUGGAGGCUCACAACACAGGAGGCCUUGGGGUUGGAGAGCGGCAAAGGACCAGGCAGAUUCCAAACUGCACCAAUGUCUGAAAUGAUGAUGGAAGGUUUGAUGAUGAUAUCAACUGUAUUACAUGUAUAAUUAUACUUUUUUCCCUUAACUUUUUCUGUUAUUGUGGUGCUUAUGCCUUUUUUAUUAUUGUGGUGUUUUACAUUUGAGCCCUAUAAUUGAACAAUUCCUUAAGUGUUAAUCAAGACAUUAUAAAUUACAGAUGUAAAUUAAAUCAAAAUCUCUAUCGAAAGCAGUAGAAUUAUAUAUUAUAUCAGCACUUAAGGAGUAGUUUCUUUCACAAUUCUUUCUUAAAACGAUAAUCAGAGAAACUGAUCCUAAGCAGGGGCACACAAUUCCUUUUGUAAACAUAAGAGAUCAUUCUCCGCAUGCUAACUUGUAGAUAUAUAAGAUUAACUGCCUCACAUUUGUAAAACAGCUCACUUUUAGAGUUCACAAAUCAUAUGUUAUACGCUUUCAUACAGAAAAAUCAAUAUUUAAUCAUUUGAAAUAUGCUUAUAGCUUUAUGUAUGUUUAUAUUGAUGCUUACCUCAUCUGACUCAAUGUUAAGAGGUCAUAAGGAGCAUGGUUUUAGGGUUGAGUAGAUAUGGCACAAACAGAGGUUGGUACCUUCAUCUGUGUAGAAGCCUCAUCUGCUGAACUCAUUCAUUUGUGCCUUGGCAAUGUGUGUUACUAUUGUAAGUUGGCAACAUAUUCUUAAUUUGGUUAGUAUUCACAAUGCAGUAUUCUUUAGAAGUAUACUCAUUUGGAGUGCAUGUUUCAUCGCUACUAAUAAC
Messenger RNA from Sinocyclocheilus grahami, 4584 nucleotides. RefSeq names its product VPS10 domain-containing receptor SorCS3-like. Gene Ontology annotation, molecular function: protein binding. NCBI's taxonomy places the organism in Eukaryota, Metazoa, Chordata, Actinopteri, Cypriniformes, Cyprinidae. Gene Ontology annotation, cellular component: membrane. The coding region runs from base 142 to 3831 and encodes 1229 amino acids. The transcript is spliced from 26 exons. The record is from RefSeq and is a predicted model, not a curated record.